UCUCUUUUCUUUCCUUUCUUUUUCUUCAUCCCGUUAACCUGGGUGCCUUUGGUCUAUAUGGAUUUUAAAUCAGCAGCCCGACAAGAAUACAAUGGUGGCAUCAUAUUUACCAGCUAUGUUAUUGCAGUCUUGGGUGCAAUGACCACUCUAGAGCUAUUGACAAAGAGAACACACAUAUCUGGAUUUUACAACUGGUUUCUUUUAUCGGCAGCAGCAGCAGCAAUGGGAGGAGUAGGUAUCUGGUGCAUGCAUUUUAUAGGAAAUAAUAGCUUGACUAUCACCCUUGCUAACGGAGAGGUGCGGGCACUAUAUUAUUCCCCAGGGUUUACUUUCCUCAGCUUAAUCGUUGCUAUCGUUACCAUGUUCCUGGCAUUUGCAUUCGUUGGCAUCACUGAAGAGGCUAAAGUAGUUAGAAUUGUUCCUAGUGGUGUUGUUGCUGGUCUUGGGAUUGUCUCCAUGCAUUACUUGGGCCAAGUGGCUGUUGAUUUUUUCAUAUUGAAAAACAAAACAACCUACGUUGUCUGUGCUGUUAUCAUAGCUGUCUGUGCCGUAACUGCAGCUCUUUUUAUAUUUUUCAAACUACGUGAACAAUGGGCAAAUCAAUGGUACAAGCGGUUGGGGUGCGCAAUGCUAAUGGGCCUGGCCGUUUGUGGCAUGCAUUACACAGCUAUGGUUGGAACUGAGUAUUACCCUGGCAGAGCAAGCGGUGAACCACCAUCAUCUGUACUAAAGACACCAGUAAUAAUUGGAGUCAUUACUGCUAUUGUUGUGUCUACAUGCGUUUUAUUUUUUGCUAUCGGCAUAAAACAUGAAUUCUUUAAUAUGUUAUUCUGCAAAGGAAGAAGAGAUCAGCAUAGAUGUAUCAUUCUGGAUGUUGUAUUUUUUGACACAAAUGGAAGGAUUUUGGUUAAUAUAGAUGGUCUAGUACCCAUGAAGGAAAUAUGGAGCGAGGAACAGGACAAUGAUGGUUUCAUUCGUGAUUUUACACCCAGUCAUCCUUUGUUUGCGGCGUUACUCAAGAUUACCAUAGGAUGGAUUAAACUAGAUGACGAUGCUAACGAUCCUGUUAUCUCUUACUCUCAACGAAAAAACUAUAGUGAAUUUGAAGCAAGAUUUUUAGACACUGCCAAUCAAUUAGUUGAAGACUUGCAUUUAUCUGAGUUAUCUGAUUUAGGCUAUUUAUUUGAUUCUGUUAUAAGGACAAACACCAUUGUAGAAAAACGCCAUGGACUACUUUCAAAGACAGCACUUGAAGGGAUUCAAAGGAAAGCACGUAGAGUCAGUCAGCCUGCAGCAUGGUUAUUAAGUAAAAAACCAUCUGGAGAUUUAGAGUCAGCCAUGGAUGAACCAACACAGCCAGAUCAAACACGUUCAAAGAGCGCAUCAAGUCAAGACGCAUCAGCGAUCUGUAUAUUCAAUACUGAUAAUGAUAGCAAGACAAAUAUAGAGCUCUCUUCCCGCGACUUUAAUGAUGAAGACAAGCACAUUUUUCUUGUGAGAAAAAUAGAAUGCCCUAAAGCUUUAAAUUCCCUUCUGGCCUCUGGAUACAGAUUUGCUGAACCUGUAUUCAUUGCAAAAAUCAUGGGUGAUAAGCUUCGAAUACCUUCAGAUUACGUUCUAUGCUACUUUCAAGAUAUGCUUCAGAUGACAGAUUUAGCUUCGACCAUGUAUAAGUCUAUUAGCUUAUCACAAUCACAACCAAGCAUAGAUAAGCCAUCUGUAAAAGUUGGUCUUUUUGUCAUUCUAGAAGAAGAAACGGAAAAGAACGUGCAACGUCAUAUUAUAGUCGAUAAAAAGAAAAGAUUUGCGUUUCCAAAUAUACAGCUACCAAUAGAAAAGUUAACAGAGGAACAAGAGAAUAUUAUUAUGAGCAUGCAGGGGCAGACCUUGUCCGUUGUGGCUUCUUUAGCCAGCAAUAUGGCACAUAAAGACACAACCAUGGGCAUGAAAUCAACCAGUGAAACAACAACAAAAACACAGUUCAUCAACUCAUUUGUGAAGGCUUGUAAAGAAUUGCUCGCACUGUCAAGCUAUGGAAAGUUCCUUGCCAUGUCUUCAGCACUAUAUCCAAACAUUUUAGAUAUUCCAGCAUUUGUCUUGUCUUCGUCCCCUUGCCAGUUGAUCUUAUUUACAGCAGUUGUAAAGGGUUCAAGCAUUGGAUUUGCAAUUAAUCAAACCCUAACAGAACCAAUCAAGUGUAUCCCAUUCAACAUAUACCAAUCUAUGGCAUGCUAUAUGACAAAUAUAGCAGCUGAAAGAUAUCGCUCAGAGCAGAGUGGACAAAUUCUGCAGCAACGCCGAAUUUACGAACAACCGUCAUCCUCAUCCAUACAACCACACAUGAAGCACAUAAAAAACAUUACUGGCUUGUCCGCAAAAUUGGACAACGCACCAGAUAAAGCCAAAGAGACUACUCCUCAGAUUAUGGCUUCGCUACCGCCCCCACCUAGAGUAAAGUAUAGCAAAAGUAGCGCAUCGGUCGACGUUAAUUAUAUGCUCAAGCAUCCACCCCCUUCAUCACCCAUACCACCCACUCCUAUAGAACUACAAGACAUCAUUACCAUUUUAUCUACUAAGCAACGAUUUGCAUGGCUACAUGAUCUCUACAAAGAACUCUUAAAAGGAGGUCUGUAGUCGUUAAUUAAUUUAUAUCAAAUUCACCGUGUAUUAUAUACAUAAAACAUGAGCUUAAAAUAUCAUCUGUAUCUGCACAACUACGUGUUUAUUUAAAGGUUUUUACACUUUUGUUCAGAAUAUAUUCACACACUAAUGUAAAUAUAUAAAUAAGAAGCGUUAAC
Messenger RNA from Rhizopus microsporus ATCC 52813, 2798 nucleotides. RefSeq lists its product as uncharacterized. The transcript has 6 exons. Bases 58 to 2634 code for a protein of 858 amino acids. Lineage: Eukaryota; Fungi; Mucoromycota; Mucoromycetes; Mucorales; Rhizopodaceae. The record is from RefSeq and is a predicted model, not a curated record.